AGUCCCCGCCCCUGGAGCUGGCGGCGCAGGGCGCAGCUUCCCGCCGCCCGAGCGGGCCAGCCUGCUGCGUGCGUGCGUGUGUACGCCUGCGCGUGCGUGCGUGCGUGCGUGCCGUCAGCUCGCCGGGCACCGCGGCCUCGCCCUCACCCUCCGCCCCUGAGCCUGCACCGCGUAGACCGACCCCCCCCAGCGCGCGCACCCCGUCGAAGACCCUCACCCGUGCCCCGACUGGUCCUCCCUUUUUUGUAAAACUUAAAGCGGACGCGGCAUUAACGCUUCCCGCCCCGGUGACCUCUCAGGGGUCUCCCCGCCAAAGGUGCUCCGCCGCUGAGGAACAUGGCGAAGGUGGAGCAGGUCCUGAGCCUCGAGCCGCAGCACGAGCUCAAAUUCCGAGGUCCCUUCACUGAUGUUGUCACCACCAACCUGAAGCUUGGCAAUCCAACAGACCGAAAUGUGUGUUUUAAGGUGAAGACUACAGCGCCACGUAGGUACUGUGUGAGGCCCAACAGCGGAAUCAUUGAUGCAGGGGCCUCAAUUAAUGUAUCUGUGAUGUUACAGCCUUUCGAUUAUGAUCCCAAUGAGAAAAGUAAACACAAGUUUAUGGUUCAGUCUAUGUUUGCUCCAACUGACACUUCAGAUAUGGAAGCAGUAUGGAAGGAGGCAAAACCGGAAGACCUUAUGGAUUCAAAACUUAGAUGUGUGUUUGAAUUGCCAGCAGAGAAUGAUAAACCACAUGAUGUAGAAAUAAAUAAAAUUAUAUCCACAACUGCAUCAAAGACAGAAACACCGAUAGUGUCUAAGUCUCUGAGUUCUUCUUUGGAUGACACUGAAGUUAAGAAGGUUAUGGAAGAAUGUAAGAGGCUGCAAGGUGAAGUUCAGAGGCUACGGGAGGAGAACAAGCAGUUCAAGGAAGAAGAUGGACUGCGGAUGAGGAAGACAGUGCAGAGCAACAGCCCCAUUUCAGCGCUAGCCCCAACUGGGAAGGAAGAAGGCCUUAGCACCCGGCUCUUGGCUCUGGUGGUUUUGUUCUUUAUCGUUGGUGUAAUUAUUGGGAAGAUUGCCUUGUAGAAGUAGCAUGCACAGGAUGGUAAAUUGGAUUGAUGGAUCCACCAUAUCAUGGGAUUUAAAUUUAUCAUAACCAUGUGUAAAAAGAAAUUAAUGUAUGAUGACAUCUCACAGGUCUUGCCUUUAAAUUACCCCUCCCUGCACACACGUACACAGAUACACACACACAAAUAUAAUGUAACAAUCUUUUAGAAAGUUAAAAAUGUAUAGUAACUGAUUGGGGGGGAAGAAUGAUCUUUAUUAAUGACAAGGGAAACCAUGAGUAAUGCCACAGUGGCAUAUUGUAAAUGUCAUUUUAAACAUUGGUAGGCCUUGGUACAUGAUGCUGGAUUACCUCUCUUAAAAUGACACUCUUCCUCGCCUGUUGGUGCUGGCCCGUGGGGAGCUGGAGCCCAGCGUGGUGGGGAGUGAGGUCAUCUCCACACAGUAGUCCCCAUGUGGCCCACUCCCGGCCCAGGCUGCUUUCCAUGUCUUCAGUUCUGUCCAAGCCAUCAGCUCCUUGGGACUGAUGAACAGAGUCAGAAGCCCAAAGGAAUUGCACUGUGGCAGCAUCAGACGUACUCGUCAUAAGUGAGAGGCGUGUGUUGACUGAUUGACCCAGCGCUUUGGAAAUAAAUGGCAGCGCUUUGUUCUCUUAAAGGGACCAAGCUAAAUUUUUGUUGGUUCAUGUAGUGACGUUGAACUGUUAUUCAGAGAUGUUUAAUGCAUAUUUAACUUAUUUAAUGUAUUUCAUCUCAUGUUUUCUUAUUGUCACAAGAGUACAGUUAAUGCUGCGUGCUGCCAAACUCUGGUGGGUGAACUGGUAUUGCUGCUGGAGGGCUGUGGGCUCCUCAGUCUCUGGAGAGUCUGGUCAUGUGGAGGUGGGGUUUAUUGGAAUGUUGGAGAAGAGCUGUCAGGACGUGUUUUUCUGGGUCAGUAAAUAACAACUGUCAUAGGGAGGGAAAUUUUCUGUAGUGACAGUCAACUCUAGGUUACCUUUUUUAAUGAAGAGUAGUCAGUCUUCUAGAUUGCUCUUGUACCACCUCUCAACCAUUACUCAUACUUCUAGCACCCAGGCCCAAGUCUGAGUCUAACCUCUCCUUGGGGACCUAGCUUGGAGUCAGGACGAAUGGAUUGGGCUGCAGAAGGUUAGAAUCGAGGGCACCAGCAGUUGGGGGUGGGGAGCAGUGGGAGAGAGAGACUCUUCAGCUAAUCCUUCUAGUACUAGUUGAGAGUUUGACUGUGAAUUAAUUUUAUGCCAUAAAAGACCAAUCCAGUUCUGUUUGACUAUGUAGCAUCUUGAAAAGAAAAAUUAUAAUAAAG
This is a messenger RNA of Piliocolobus tephrosceles (Ugandan red Colobus), 2367 nucleotides long. It is a transcript of the gene VAPB, whose product is annotated as VAMP associated protein B and C. Gene Ontology annotation, biological process: endoplasmic reticulum membrane organization. Gene Ontology annotation, molecular function: FFAT motif binding. Lineage: Eukaryota; Metazoa; Chordata; Mammalia; Primates; Cercopithecidae. The transcript is spliced from 6 exons. The coding region runs from base 337 to 1068 and encodes 243 amino acids. Gene Ontology annotation, cellular component: endoplasmic reticulum membrane; plasma membrane. The record is from RefSeq and is a predicted model, not a curated record.